UGCGCCGUAUUCUGAUUCUCCGUGCUGGCGGCCAAGAGCUGAGGGCACCAGAUGGCAAUGAUGCUACUGCAUUACUGUUGUCGACAUUAUAUCUUUCUGGGAUUCCUCUUCUUGUUAUCAUUGCCUGCAUUUUCCCUACAACGCUCUGCAUUAGGAAUUCGAGAAUUCUCACCCCUCUCCUCCGCACAAAUCUUGGCUCUCGUAUCUUCUGUAGACCCGCUGAAAAAUGUGGACACCAGAAAUCCUGAUUCGCAUCUAUCCAAGAUACUUAUACCUCGAGUAGUUGGAACAGAGAAUAGCACUUCCGUGCGCGGACACAUAGUUUCAGCGCUGAAGUCUCUUAACUGGCACGUCGAAGAGGAUAGAUUUACUGACAAUACGCCGCUCGGACCAAUGACGUUCACCAAUAUUAUUGCUACGAAGAACCCUUCUGCUUCACGACGCGUCAUAUUAUCUGCACAUUAUGACAGUAAAUACUUUCCAAAAUACCCUGAAAACCAGUUUGUAGGGGCCACGGAUUCUGCUGCACCAUGUGCCAUGAUGCUUGACGUGGCAGAGGCCCUCAAUCCACUGCUCGAAAGUCGCCAAGUUAGAUUGGAAGAAGGGCUUGAAGACGAUGAAGAUAUUGCUGACACCACUCUACAGUUAGUCUUCUUUGAUGGAGAAGAAGCUUUCAUGACUUGGACCGAUACUGAUUCGGUCUAUGGUGCACGACAUCUCGCAGAAAAAUGGUCUUCGACUUAUAUCCCUCCCAAUACUAAGCGGCGCCUAAUGGGCCAUGCAACCUCUACAGAAAUAUCAACAAUUGAGCAUCUGAUUCUGCUCGACCUCCUGGGUGCCUCAAAACCUUCAAUUCGCUCCUACUUCCUUGACACUGCAUGGCUGUUCGACGCCAUGGUUUCCGCUGAACAAAGAUUGGCAGAAUCUGGAGCUUUCCAGAUGGUUGAAGAUGGUGCUAGCUCAUUGCCAAGUUUUUUCAUACCUCGAACUGGAAGCGAGUUUAACUAUGGCUAUAUUGGAGACGAUCAUAUUCCAUUUCUCCACAAAGGAGUCAACAUUUUGCAUGUAAUAGCUUAUCCAUUUCCUUCUGUAUGGCAUGCUCUCAAAGAUGAUGCGUCCGCCUUGGACAUUCCUACUAUGGGCCGCUGGAAUCUCAUCCUACGCGUCUUCUUGGCAGAAUACCUGAAUCUGCUUCCGGAAAACUCAGAAUCCCCACCAACGCACGAACGACUUCAACGUUCGAACGCCGAGCUUUGGAACUUUAGAUAGUCAAACGUGGUCGUGCAUCCCGGAAUAGAUGUCUCCGCAACGAGUUAAUAGAUACCUUGUGCCUGGCCC
Messenger RNA from Serpula lacrymans var. lacrymans S7.9, 1338 nucleotides. RefSeq lists its product as uncharacterized. The transcript is spliced from 6 exons. NCBI's taxonomy places the organism in Eukaryota, Fungi, Basidiomycota, Agaricomycetes, Boletales, Serpulaceae. Gene Ontology annotation, molecular function: zinc ion binding; glutaminyl-peptide cyclotransferase activity. The record is from RefSeq and is a predicted model, not a curated record. Bases 52 to 1269 code for a protein of 405 amino acids.